Siniperca chuatsi (mandarin fish) is the source of this 1669-nucleotide messenger RNA. Its product is annotated as phospholipid transfer protein-like. Gene Ontology annotation, biological process: high-density lipoprotein particle remodeling; ceramide transport; phospholipid transport. Bases 99 to 1523 code for a protein of 474 amino acids. Gene Ontology annotation, molecular function: ceramide binding; phosphatidylethanolamine transfer activity; phosphatidylglycerol binding. The record is from RefSeq and is a predicted model, not a curated record. The transcript has 15 exons. Lineage: Eukaryota; Metazoa; Chordata; Actinopteri; Centrarchiformes; Sinipercidae.
GAGGAAGCGUGAGUAUAUAAGCAGCGGUGAGUUUGUGGAAGCAGCGAUCAGCUGCUGGAGACUCUGCAGACACACAAACCACAGGUUUUUGCGUCACGAUGACUUCCUGCGUGUUGUCCCUCUUCUUCUUGGUCUCCUUGUGUUUCUCCGUCAGCGCCGUCGAUCCCACCGGCCUCAGAGUGCGAAUCACUAACCAAUCGCUGGAUGUCUUGAAAGGUGUUGGUCUGGAGUUUUUGAAGGAGCUGGAGAACAAACGUUCUGACUUCUCGUUCCAGUGGAAAGCCCUGAAGUGCAGCAUCAAAGGGUUGACCCUGACUCGUAUAACAGUGAAUCCAGCUCAGGUUGUUCUCAGUUUCCAGCAGAAUUCAGGUCUCCAGUUUGAAAUCCAGAACCUGGUCUUCACCGGAGAUCUGGAGCGAGAGAUCAACCUGUGUUUGUGGGGAGAAUUCAACAUUAACAGUGGAAGGACGGCCUUCGGAGGAGCCGGCGUGAGCGCCAGGAUCGCAGUGACACUGAACCGGAACCAACAAGGACGUCUGAGUGUCCAGAUGCCGACCUGUGAAUUCAGAGCUGAUAACAUCGUCUCCGGGUCCACCGGCAUAGUGGGGCGUGCAUUGGACUUACUCAUUCGAGUUUUCCAGAACUACUUCACCACCCAGAUCUGUCCUGCUGUUCAGACGUAUGUCGUUCCUAAAGUUAACUCCAUGUUGGAGAGCUUCACCAUGGUGACGCCUCUGUACGAAGACCUCGGCAUCAACGUCGACUACUCUCUGAGCGGAGACGUCGCAGUGACCUCCAACAGCCUCGAUGUUCCUUUCAAAGGCCUGGUGUUCAGGCAGGGCGAGACUGUCGAUGCUGGAUCAAUAAGAAAAGGUGCCGAUCCAGUUUUCAGAGAAAGUAACCUGAUGGCUUAUGUGGGCGUCUCAGAGUUCUUCUUCAACAGCGCCAUCAUGUCGUUCUACAGCACAGGAACCAUGGUUCAGGUUGAACAGGUGACACAUCAAGCUGCGAAGGCUGCUCUGAAAGCUCUGCAGCUCUUUAGGCAACCGUCGCGGCUGAGGGAUCCUCUCUCAGCUGAACUGCAAGUCACCGAGGCGCCCAGCAUCAGCAUCAGUGAGAGGGAUGGACUGACUGUCAAUGCCAGAGCCAGAGUCCAAGUGUUCGCAGUGCCGGCUCAAAGGCAGCAGGAGCAGCUCCUCUCUGUGUCAGCGACGUGUACGGUUAAUAUGAAGGUCGCUAUCCAAGGAAACUAUCUGACUCUCCCUUCAGACAACGUCAGCUGUAAAAUCAUUACUAAAAAUGAGAUCAGAGACUUUAUGGUGAAACCUUUAAAUUCGUUUCUGACAGAUAAGCUGAGGGGCUUCCUGCGUGGCGUGUUUCUUAAAGGAGCAAAGAUUCCUCUGCCUGAAGAAGUCGGUUUCACUCAGGGAAAGAUCGACUAUCAUGAUGGCUUCCUGGUGGUCGGGGGGACCCUGAACGUGACACCAGCUGGGGGGAAGACGUUGCUGCAGAAUUUCGGCUAGAUGAACGGCGGUCAACAUCUGUACAGCUGGACGAGAAGCGCCUCCUUCAUCUUCACACGCCGCUGCAUUUAUUCAGUGUGAAACACUGAGUUAAUGUCCGCUGGUUUCUGCUGCUUUCUGUACAAUAAACAGCUUCAGCAUCGUCA